Molecule: messenger RNA, 837 nt
Organism: Penicillium soppii
Lineage: Eukaryota; Fungi; Ascomycota; Eurotiomycetes; Eurotiales; Aspergillaceae
Exons: 1
Coding region: 1-837 (278 amino acids)
Cellular component (GO): outer membrane-bounded periplasmic space
Source: RefSeq, a predicted model, not a curated record
AUGUCUACCCAACUCACCGGUACCCUAAAGAAGAUUAAAGAUACAGGCGUUAUCACAAUUGGCCACCGCGAAUCAUCUUGCCCUUUUUCCUACUAUGAUGAAAAUCAAGGGGUGAUAGGCUACUCUAAUGACCUGCAACUCAAGGUAGUCGAAACAUUGAAAAAGGAGCUCGCCGUACCCGAUCUGCGAGUUCGUUACGUCACGGUUUGCCCUAAGAAUCGCUUUCCGUGGCUGAACAACAGCACGAUCGAUGUGGAAUGCGGCUCGACUACAAACAACAUGGAUCAUCAGCGUCUAGCCGAUUUCUCUGUGGCCUUCUUCAAAGCCCAAACGCGCUUAUUGGUCCGACGCGGUAGUGGUAUCAAUGACUUUAGUGAUCUUCAAGACAAGGCUGUAGUGACAACAGCCGGUACUACUUCCGAGCGGCUGCUUAAGGCCAUGAAUACCGAAAAAAGAAUGAAUAUGAAUAUUCUGUUGGAACAUGACCACGGUCAGGCCUAUCAGCUGCUCCGAACAGACCGCGCCGUCGCCUUGAUGUUAGAUGACAUACUGUUGGAAGGCCUCAAAGCUAGUUCACCGCGUCAAAAAGACUUGCAUAUAGUUGGCACGCCGCAAUCGAGCGAAAUGUACGGUUUCAUGCUGCGUAAAGCAGAUGCGGUCUUCAAGAAAUUGGUCGACCGAGCCAUCACAGACGCAUUUGCUUCUGGCGAGAUUAACAAAAUCUAUGCGAAGUGGUUUCAGAACUCAGUACCACCGUUGAACUGCAGCUUAGAUAUUGUCAUGAGCGACCAGGUUAAGCAACUGAUCUAUAAACCAACUGAUUUUCCUGCGGAGUAG